Messenger RNA from Saccostrea echinata, 4115 nucleotides. RefSeq lists its product as uncharacterized. Bases 1 to 3966 code for a protein of 1321 amino acids. Lineage: Eukaryota; Metazoa; Mollusca; Bivalvia; Ostreida; Ostreidae. Gene Ontology annotation, biological process: G protein-coupled receptor signaling pathway; cell surface receptor signaling pathway. The transcript has 2 exons. The record is from RefSeq and is a predicted model, not a curated record. Gene Ontology annotation, cellular component: membrane. Gene Ontology annotation, molecular function: G protein-coupled receptor activity.
AUGAUGACUUACUGGAGCCCGCAAUCCUUACUGCUUGUUAUUGUUUAUAUUACAAUAACUUAUGCCGAAAAUGAUUGGAAUCUGGAAACAACCAGUUUUGAGUUCAAUAUCACUCAUGUACUUUUUCAAAGCAUUCUUUAUUGUGGAAGUUCAAUAAUUUGCGACAAAUCUUUUCUAUCAAUUUUCGACAUACCAAACCAAAGCGAUUCGAAUACACCAAGAUGCGGAACUUGUUCUUGUAAUGAAACAUGUUUGUCUCCUUACUCCUAUGAAAAUUGCUGUCCAGACGUUUUCUUUAGGCAUGGGCUUCGGGAAUGUAGAGAUGUUAAGGUUUUAUUGAAUGGGACACAUUUUAAAGAAGUAAUUGGUUCAUGCCCUGUCGGAACCAAUUUUAACUUAUCAACAGAAUGUACAAAGGAGAGAUCCAAAGUGGAUAUUCUUCUUCAUCCGCCAGUGACUAGUGCCAUCACGAAAAUUUCAUACAUCAAUAAGUACUGUGCUUCUUGUAACAAUGCAUCUUUGUUGGAAGAAUGGAAUGUGAAUAUUGAAUGCGAAAAGGAAACAGAUUUCAACUUUCUUUCAUCGUACCAAGAAAUUAUAGAUUUAGCAAUUAUACAGUCAUGUAGGAUAAUAUAUAUUUCCCCAAUUUCGGCUCGAAAUUGUUCUAAGAAAUCUGAUGAAAAAAUAGGAUCUUGUAAUGUUACAGGAUCGUGGUUAUUUUAUGACAAACAAAUAGAGCAAGCUUGUCUCAGCCAAUAUGAUGUUACAAUAGGUAUCUUUAGAAACAUUUUCUGUGCCAUGUGCAAUCCACCUAAAUUUGAAGAACGUUUAGUAAUAAAUCAAUGUGAAAAUUCUACCAGUAUCUACAAAAAAGCAUGUUCUUUUCAACCAAUAUUAGAAGCCUCGUUUCCGUACAAGAAUUUCUUUUGCUUUGUUUGUAACCAAGGUGAUAACAACACUCAGUAUUAUACCGAUGUUGAUUUCAAAUCAGCCUUUGAGUUCUAUGAUGAGAACAGUGAAAAUCCUUUUCAAUCCACAAUAUCGUUCGAUUAUAGUGAUGCUCAUAUAAAGCAAUACGUCAAUGAGGUCCUCAGAAAACCUACUCUAGGAAAUACUCUGCCUAUAAAAGAAAACCUCUAUAGAAAGAAUUAUCUGUUGAAAUGCCCAACACGAUUUGACUUUCAGUCCUCUCCUAUCGGUCCUCCAGGAGUACGUUCUGAUUUACACUCGCCACCCAUACCUUCUUUUUCAUUCAAGAAACCAUCAUCUUCAAUGAUUAGAGUUCCAAAAAUAAAUAUAACUAGUGUACUUAUAACAAGCUUUGCAUUUUCAUCUCUUGGUGCCUGCAAACCAGAAUCCUUGCCGAACUACACAAUUACACUUCAGAAAUCCUGUUCAUGUAAUGUAGGAUGCAGAGAAGACUGCUGUGACGAUUUUGCAUUUACACAGCCUUGGACUUGUAUUGAUGAUCAAUUCAACAGGGACGAAGAUGAUCAAGGUAAAGAUUACUUGGCGAUUGGUGGAUGUAUUUGGGAUCAAAGUGUGGAACAUUUUUGCACUGAUGGUAAUGUGUCACAAUUUUAUCAGGCGUUUCCUGUGACAAAAGGAUUCAGAGAAACCUAUGUAAAUUUAUUUUGUUAUUUGUGUAACAAGAAAACCCCAGACGGAAUACACAUUUCUGAAAACUUGACACAAGAAUUAUACGUUUGGCCUCUGGAAGCUGAUUGUAAUACAUAUAUAAAUUAUAGAAACUUUCAAUCAUUACAAGAACUCAUUUAUCAUUUUAACAGUAGUUCCUGUGUAUUGAGGUUUUCACCACCUUAUGAUACUGAAAAAUGCAGUGAUUUCUGUCAUCAAGGACAGUACAACAGUAUCCAAAGUUGUAAUAUUUCUGGAACAUGGACAACAUUUAAUGAAGAUAUCAAGAACGCUUGCGAAUUAACAGAAGUUUUCAGAUUUCCAAUGAUUGAAGUGGGUAAUAUCUAUUAUAAAAAUAAAUUUUGUAGCAUUUGUAACCCAUUUCCGGAACUUUCUAUUGAUGGUCCCUGCAGAGAUGUUCCCAAAAACUCCAGCGUUGCAAGAGCUUGUCAAGAGUUUCCUGAUAUAAAAGUUUGCUCUCCAUACAAGAAUGUUUUCUGCGAAAUGUGCUCUAAUAAUGGAGCAGUCUCUGAGUGUUACAGAGAAGUCGCAGUCACAACAGGUUUACCUCCUCCCACUUCACCACCCACGCCUGUUCCCCCUGAAGAAAUUGGCACAUUCAGGUCUACAUUUACGCUAGCUGCUUACAACACCCCAGACACUUACCAAGAAAAAUACAUAACGUGUCAACAGAAUCAGGUCUUGGAUGAAAUUCAGCAUACAUGCAGGAACCUGACAUGCUUUCCUGGCAAGAUCCUUAUAAACGAUACAUGUGUUUCCUUACUUGCUCUUACUUCUCAUUUGCGAUAUACGCUAGCCAUGAAGAUUGAAGUUCAUACAUUUGGCAUAGUUAAUGUAACAGUUAAAGAAUUGAUGGAAUAUAUGAGAGAUCAAAUUAUGUUUAUGAUGAUUAAUUCACUCGACACUUAUGUGUACAUUGAAGAUAUUAUACUAAUGAGUUUAACAAGCUGCACAAGUGUAAUUGCUGAUCUUAAUGAAAUGUUUGUGUACUUAAAAGUUUUCUUCCCUGAUACCGUUCAUCGAGAUAAGAUGGAGAAAACACUGAUUAAUUUAACUGAAUCCUCUGCAAAAUGGAAUUUGAUAGUCAAAGCAUUGCCAUCCGGGAAUUCAUCUGUGUUGAAUAUCAAAGUGUCUAGAAGUCAGCAGUCCUUGUUUUUACCGUCAUUUUUGUGGAAACUUGACAAAGAGGUCCACUGUUUUGUUCUUGCAAAUGAAUUGAAACAUGGACCAGCAUUAUACAGAAAUGUGUUUGUGAGCCCUUUGUUGACAUGCCCUCAAAUGAUUCUGAGGGACAAAGAAUUUGGAAUUAAUUGGAAAAAAAUCAGGAUUGAAUAUACUUUUUCAGAAUUUUCUCUUUCCUCUCAUCAGUUUGGGUCUUCAGAAGGUGGUGGAAUAAGGGUCUGUGCUAAGGAUAUACCAUCAUACACCAAUGCAUUGAGAUCAGUGGUGGUGAAAAAUGACAGCUUGACCCUCACAAUUGUAACUCUUAUUUGCAUUAUCAUUUCUUUGCUCUGUUUGUUAAUAACAUUUAUAACAUACUGUAUAUUUCCAAUUCUUCGAACUCUCCCUGGCAUAAACAACAUGUGUUUAGUGGUAUCUCUGUUUUUAGCGCAAUUUCUUAUGAUAGUUAGGCCGUCUUUUAGUUCAACAGGUUUAGCAAUAGUAUCUGCCCUCUCUCAUUUUUCUUGGCUUUCCAUGUUCUUGUGGCUUCAAGUCUGCUCUUUCCACAUGUAUCGCGUAUUUAGUGCAAAAAGUCGAUCAGAAUUUAACGGUAAUCAAAACAGAAAAAUAGUGAUGCAAUAUAUCUUUUACGCUUUUGGUAGUUCUUUAUUUUUUGUCACAAUCAAUAUCUUUGUGACGUUGAUUGUCACAAAAGGCGAAAAUACAGGAUAUGACAAUGUGUCAACGCUAAUGACGUACAAACUAGCAUUUAUUAUAACACUCAUAACUCCUCUAUGUUUUGUAUGUGUGACAAAUGUUAUAUUUUAUAUCCUAACCGCCUACAAAAUACAUUCUACCCCUAGUAUAGAAAGUACGACUGGUAACAGGGUCCACUUUGCCGUAUACGUAAAGUUAUUUUCUCUGACCGGGUUGUCGUGGAUUUUGCAGAUCAUAGAUACAUUCGUGGCGUUCUCUGUCUUAUCCUACUUUGUUGCUAUUCUGAAUGGCCUACAGGGCUUUUUUAUUUUUAUGAGCUAUGUUUGUAAUCAGAGAGUAUGGAAGUUGUACAAGAAAAAACUUUGCAAAUUUCCUGUUUAUAGUCCCAAAUCAAGUAUCACCUCUAAAACAUAUACAACAUCCAUGUAAAUCACAUGUUCAGUUGAGCUCAUUGAAAUAGAUAAAUAUUGCUUUGUAUUUAUUAUCAUUGUAAUAUAAUGCAUUCUUGACGAUACAUUGAAAUGAUUGAUUGCAUAGAAUAUACCGAUUUUAUCAUUAAAAUAAGCUGAAACAUUGAA